UCUACAGUAUACCGAGACGCACCCAAUCUCCAUACACAGAAUCACAUCUUCUUUACUGACACCCGUGACAUAAUUUCUCGCUGUCUCUCCAUCGCCCUCUCCAAACAAAAGCCCACCGGAAAGCUACAGAGCUCCAUCACCGACAUCACCCCGCCAGCGAUGGCGAGCCCCCCGACGCUCCCGAUCUCAAGCCAACAAACCACGGCAAGCGGCGGGGCCCAAUCUCAGCCCCCAAUCGCCACGCCGGCUUUCCGUGCCUUCAUCUCCCGCCUCUCCUCCUCGAUCCGCCAUGGGCUCUCCCAGCGGCGCCCCUGGACUGAGUUGAUUGACCGCACGUCGAUGUCCCGGCCUGAUUCCCUCUCAGAAGCCUACUCUCGGAUCCGGAAAAAUCUUUCUUACUUCAAAGUUAACUAUGUAACCCUACUGGCGGCUGUGCUUGCUUUUUCUCUUCUCUCACACCCUCUUUCUCUUCUUGUCCUCCUUGGUCUCCUCGCUGCGUGGCUCUUCCUCUACCUAUUUCGACCGUCCGAUCAGCCUCUGGUGCUAUUCGGCCGUACGUUCUCAGAUCGAGAGACACUAGGAGUUUUGGUGGUCUUGACUGUGUUCGUGGUGUUCCUGACCAGCGUUGGAUCCCUUCUCAUGUCUGCAUUGAUGGUUGGAGCCGCGAUUGUUUGCCUUCACGGUGCGUUUAGGGUUCCUGAGGAUUUGUUUCUGGAUGAUCAGGAGCCAGUGAAUGCCGGAUUUCUGUCCUUCCUGGGUGGCGCUGCCUCUUCAGCUGCCGCUGCCGCUGCCGCCGCCCCUGCAGUGGUCUCGCGAGUGUGAGAAAUGGGUAUUUGAACCACCACGUGUAUAAUUUUAUAUAGACUUUUACUAAGAACGCUUUUCACAGCCGUCCUGAUAGUCUAUCAAAAGGUUUUUCUAUCUUGAUGGUUAAUCAAAAGAUUCAUUUCUAGGUUUCGUCUUGCUUCUAUGUAGAUUUCGAUCUGGAUUACGCUUAGAGGGUUAGAUAUGAUUUUGUAUCUGUAAUAUUUGUUACUUCAAUUUUGAUUGCAAUGGGUUUUAGAUUUCAUUUUUAAUUGUGUUAUCUAUAUGUUUUUGUGUCUGAUCUUGACUAUUCAUUUGGUUGUUACUUGUUUACCUUUACUGUUUCUUGCAGCUGUUUUUCUGGUAUAUUCUGAAUCAGUUAUAAUGAGUAAGAUAUUAAGAUUGUGGAGUGUUCUUGAGAAAAUUCUUUAGAGUAAUGGAGAAGAUCAUCCUGUGCUUCAACCGGUGUAAGGAGAUGCUAUGUGCAUCAUGCCGUCAUUUUUUUGUUAUGAGAAUGUGAUCUGCACAUCCAUCAUUUGUGUUAGGAUGAAUUGUGCAAAGUGAUGUUAUUGGUCAUGACUCAUGAUUUUAGUUUAUUCCAUUGCUUCCUGAUAUCAUGGGGUACCUUUCUUAAAUUUUUAUUUUCCUCAAGAUGUUCUGCUUUUGCAUGUGCUCCUAUGGAAGGUAUCUGCAAUAAUACUAAUGUUGGAUUUGUUAGCAGAUCUGGUCAAACCUACUGGAUUAUUGUUUUAUUUUUUGUUGCCACAAAAUUGGAUUAUGUAGUUAUGUGAUGCUUAAUAUAGAAUUUGGAGAUUA
This is a messenger RNA of Rubroshorea leprosula, 1620 nucleotides long. Lineage: Eukaryota; Viridiplantae; Streptophyta; Magnoliopsida; Malvales; Dipterocarpaceae. The record is from the annotation of a GenBank genome assembly.